GAAAGAUAAUGGCGGGGGUCAAUAAGAUGGCGGAUAUAAAAGAAUUCUUUCUCUGCGCGAUUACAUACUUUUGAGUUCCGUUACAGAACUUGGCACCCCCACAACCGCAAACAUGAGAGUUAUCUUGGCCUGUCUUGUUGCAUCCCUUUGCGUCAUGGCUGCUUCUGCUGCCUUGACUUGCUUUGGUGACAAGGAAAAGUGCGCUGAAGAUGAAUGCUGCAUUCAGCUCGGAAACACCUUCGCCGGUAUUUGCAAAAAACGCCACGAUGUUGAUGAGCUCUGUGAAAUGAAGCCACUGAAGAACUUGAUCAAGGACCACGUCUAUAAACUCAGGUGCCCAUGUUUGGAAGGACUCAAGUGUGUGUCUUCUAAAGGUGGUCUUGUUGGCAAAUUCGCAGGUAAAUGCCAGAAAGACAGCGGUGAGGAACCUGAAGAAGAAUAAACUGUACACAUAGACUUUCUGUAAUAAAAAAAAAUCUGUAA
This is a messenger RNA of Argiope bruennichi, 483 nucleotides long. RefSeq names its product U33-theraphotoxin-Cg1c-like. The transcript has 4 exons. The record is from RefSeq and is a predicted model, not a curated record. NCBI's taxonomy places the organism in Eukaryota, Metazoa, Arthropoda, Arachnida, Araneae, Araneidae. Bases 113 to 442 code for a protein of 109 amino acids.